GUCUCAAGAGCUCGCCAGAAUGGUCGCCCACAGGUUCCACCAGUACCAGGUGGUGGGUCGCGCGCUGCCGACCCCCGGCGAUGAGCAGCCCAAGAUCUACCGCAUGAAGCUCUGGGCCACCAACGAGGUCCGCGCCAAGUCCAAGUUCUGGUACUUCCUGAGGAAGCUCAAGAAGGUGAAGAAGGCCAACGGCCAGAUGCUCGCCAUCAACGAGGUAUAUCACUUCUCUCUAGUUGCCAUGAUCCGUGGAUGCAACUUUAACUGUGCUGGCUGGUACUAACUGCUGUGGU
Molecule: messenger RNA, 290 nt
Organism: Triticum dicoccoides
Lineage: Eukaryota; Viridiplantae; Streptophyta; Magnoliopsida; Poales; Poaceae
Product: 60S ribosomal protein L18a-2-like
Exons: 3
Coding region: 20-280 (86 amino acids)
Biological process (GO): translation
Cellular component (GO): ribosome
Molecular function (GO): structural constituent of ribosome
Source: RefSeq, a predicted model, not a curated record